UCUCUCUCUAUCUCUCUCGGAAGCCUCGGGUGGCAAACGGCCAAAGCGACGGGUUCUUUCUUUCUUGUCGUCCGUUCGCGGAUGGGGAAGUACAUGCGCAAGUGCCGGGGCGGCGGCAAGGUGGCGCCGGCCGUCGUGGAGCACCGCGCGCCGGCGGCCCUCGGCGUCCGCACGCGGUCCCGCGCGGCGGCCUCCGACGCGAAGAUGAGGAUGAAGCAGAGGGCGACGUCCACGUCGACGGCGCGUGCGGUGCUGGGCCGGGACGGCGGCGACGCGGCGGCCGGCUGCUACCUGCAUCUCCGGAGCAGGAGGCUGUUCAUGCCUGCCUCCUCGGUGGCGGAUCGGCUGCGGGGACGGGGGGCGGGUGAAGAGGCUUCGACGGCGGGGCUGGCGGAUUCUGGUUCAGGGCAUUCGGUGGAGCCGGCGGACGUCGCCGGGGUCUCGCGCUGCUCGAGCACGGCGUCCACGGCGGUGGACGUGGCGGCUAGAGAGAGGAGGAGCGGCGACGAAGCGGAGCCGUGCGAGAGCCGCGACGUGGAGAGCUCCGUCAGCGACUCCGAGUGCGGCGGCCGAGACAGGAGGGAGACGACGCCGUCGAGCCGUUCGCCCGGAGAUUUGAGCGACUUGGAGUCGAGCCAGGCGGCGCACGAGCAGAAGCACAAACGCAGGAGGCAUCCGGCAACAACGACGACGACGACCGCAGCGCCAUUCCACUUAGACUUGGAGGCGAGGGCGAGGAUGCCGCCGGCGGCAGAGAUCGACGAGUUCUUCGCCGCCGCGGAGAAGGCCCAGGCCGAACGCUUCGCCGCCAAGUACAACUUCGACGUCGCGCGCGGCGUGCCGCUCAACGCCGGCCGGUUCGAGUGGACCACCGUGGCCACCGUGUGAGCACUGAGCAGAGAAUGAUGGAAACGACGACGGCCGCGGGAGCGUAGCUGGGAGUGAAAAAGAGACGCUGAUGAUAUAUCCACCGUGCCCCAAAGGAAAACAGUAAAGAGAGAGAGAAAGAGGAGUAAAAAAAGAACAGAAUAAUUCCAUGCACAGCAAGCCCUCUCCCCAUUCCAGCUUGUUCGAAUUGGCGUCAGUUUUUAACUUCUUCUCCUUUUACCUUUCACUAGGCCGGCCACGGGCGAUCGAUCGAAAAUAGGCUCGGCCGUUGUGUAACUCCUGUUUCCGUUUUCAGUUGGUGGUAUCUUGCGGCCGGGGCGGCAUUCAAUGCGCAGCGGCCGACAGCUCUGCGCUGCCGUGGUGCAGGCCUACCUGCAACAGUGAGCCCCCGCCAGCUCGCCACCUUCCACUGCAGCUCCUGCUUCUCCCGCAGUCUUUUAUUCUUCGUACAGUUCGGCCGUCACUCACGCGCGCUUGUCUACUACCCCGUCGUCGUCUCCGGCGAUUUAUCUCCCGUCCUCUUCUUUUUACGGCGAAACAGUGCUUCGUCCUGCGGACAGAGGGAGGGAGGAAGCUUUGUCCGUCCAUGGCGUGCCGUGAAGAGGAGGUUGGGUGAGGCCGGCGCCAGAUAAACGUCGAAAUGAUUUGGGAUCUGGUGCACAUGCGGGGAUGGCAGGAUGGGUCUGGGAUAGGGCAGGCAGGGGGUGGUGGAGAUGGGCGGGGCGAGGGAGGAAUGUCGCUUUUCUUUCAUCGGGAUCUGUGGGUGGGUGAGUGGCGGUGAAUCGGUAAGAAACGGCGGGGAGCUCUUACCGAUGAUUCGUGGGGCAGAUCGGGGCACGUGCAGCUGCUGCUGCUGCCCGCAAAGCAAGAGCGGGUAUAUGCUGGGCUUGCAGUGUGAGAUGCUUCUUCUUUCCGUGCGUAUGAUACAUGCUACUGUUGGGUCUGACCCUUUGAGUUAUUUUGGAUCUAGUCCAGUUGGGAUAUCUAUGCUUAAUUGCAAAA
Hordeum vulgare subsp. vulgare (domesticated barley) is the source of this 1890-nucleotide messenger RNA. Its product is annotated as cyclin-dependent kinase inhibitor 1-like. The coding region runs from base 82 to 888 and encodes 268 amino acids. Gene Ontology annotation, biological process: negative regulation of cyclin-dependent protein serine/threonine kinase activity. Gene Ontology annotation, molecular function: cyclin-dependent protein serine/threonine kinase inhibitor activity. The record is from RefSeq and is a predicted model, not a curated record. The transcript is spliced from 4 exons. Gene Ontology annotation, cellular component: nucleus. NCBI's taxonomy places the organism in Eukaryota, Viridiplantae, Streptophyta, Magnoliopsida, Poales, Poaceae.